AUGUCCUCUUCAUCCUCUUCAUCGGUUGCCUCCACGGCCACCACCAAACAACCCCAAGCCAAACAAGUGUUGGCCAUUGUAGAAAAGAUCGGAUUGAAAAUUGGAGUGGUGAAUGGAGGAAAGAGUCUAGAGAACAUGUUAGAUACUCAUUUACCACAACUGCUAAUGUUAUUGGCUUUUCCUGAUACGAGUGUUCGGACCAAAGUGAUUGAAGUAUUGAGUAAUACUGUGAAUAAGAGAGUAAAACUAGAAACAUCUAUUAAAUUACCGUUCGGAAAAAUUUUGGAAUUAUUUCAAAAGGAAUUAUCCAAUGCGUUCAUCAAGAACUUUGCAGUCAUGUAUUUGGAUAUGGGCUUUCCUCAAUUAAACUCAUCAGAGAUCAAUGAAUAUUUGCCAUCCUUCUUCCAGGCUCUGCCUUUACUUGCGUCAAAUGCAUCCGGAGGUGAUACUUCUCUCUCUAAUCGCCAACAUCAAUCCAUGUUUUUGAGAUUUAUUUUGGAAUCUUUGGCUCAUGUUUCAUAUCCUGACAAAGAAGAGGAUGCUCUCGAGAAGUUUCAAGAUAUUCGAAAUAAUGAGAAUGGUGCUUUGGAUAUCUUCUUAGAAUUUGCAACAGAUUUCAUGUUGUUUAAGCCGUCACAAAAAUCACAAGGCACUCUUCAAUCAGUCAUACCCAAUGGAUUGAAUAUGAUGAAAAUUAAGAGAAUACUUGGAAGUAAGGAAAACAUGGACGCUCAAGAAGUUCAAACUAAGAAAAUGCAGCUCAUUGACUUUGUCACAAAAAGUACAUGCUUUUCAGAGAACCAACAAUUUUUAAUUUUAUUGAUUGGAAUGUCACAACAAGAGUCAACCGAUCAUCUCGGAUCAAGGUGUGACGUCCUACUGAAGAAAUUGAAUCCUGAUUUUGAAGAACCAACACUCAUUGACAAAUUUUUUUCACUUUAUCUAGGCGAUUCUUCGAAUGGUAUUUCACAAGCUUCUCUCCCACUCAAAUACAAGAUUUUGACCUAUUUAUGUAAAUCAACCUUGGCAGCCAACCACUUCCCUGAAACGCAUCUCGUUCUUAUGGACUCAUUAUUUAAUGAAUAUGCCUCGAUGAAAUUGCGUGGUUUUGGUAUGCAAUUUUUCAUGUGGAUUAUUCAGGAAGGUACUACAAUAGAACCCAAAUAUGCCUCUGAAGUUUUCAGCUCCAUUCUUUCCAAUGUAAAUAGACUGUCCUCAUCGGGAUCCAACACUACUGCCCUCUCCUUGAAUGAGAUCACUAUUCUCAAGGAAAACAUGUAUACUGCACUUGGUUCAUUCACAAGAAAAUUUCCAAAUUUUGUUUUGGAUCGUUUUGAUUUAGUGGAACGAUUUUUUGAUGCUCUUGCUUUUGAAGAUUCAAAUGUUCGUGUUGCCGUUUUGCAAGGGCUAAGUCAUUUAACCCAUGCUUUCAAAGUUUUGUUCAUGAAUAGGCCUGAGAAUGAAAUUGCCGAUUUGAAAAAGCAUUUUGAAAAGUUAUUUUAUGAAUGGAUUGUUGAACGUAACACUGGCCUUACAGAUCUAUUGAACGGUGGUACAUCGCAAUAUCAGAAAAUGACACCUUCUGCUCGAACUGCUGUGACUUCUGCUGUUUUGAGGUGUGCCAAUAACUUGUUCCCGUUCGAUCAUGUUAUUACAAGAUUUUUAUGUUUAUUUUGUACUGCUGGUGGAUUUGGAUCAACAGCAUCUUCCUCUGACAAUCAGAGCCAUCAAAUCAGAGAGGAAUGUAGCAAAGGCACUGAUAUUGAAAAAUUCACCAAGUUCCGACAAUUGGAUCAUUGGAUCUUACAAAAGAAAACGAGUGAGGAGGUCAGAAAGAAUUCUACCAGUGCUGACAUGGAUGUCGACACGAAUUCUGAAAAAUCUGUCGAAGAAGAAGAAGAACGCAACGCAUUACCCUUGUUCAAAACUGUACAUUUCACAUACCCCUCUUUCAAAUCGAUGGUUACCUUUAUUUAUGACUUCAUGGCCAAGUUUGACGUAUCCAUCACUAAGAGUACAAGUAUGCCAGCCUUAAAUAAGAUUGUCACACCAUCAGCUCACUCAGCCAUGAUCAAAUUCUGUUUUGAGUGUUUGAAAGAAGAGUCCAAGCAACAAGAAAUUUCCAUGUUGCAGCUGAUUCAAAAUAUGUCUACUCAAUCCAACAAUAUGAAUGAUGAGAAUGAAAAAGAUGAUUUUGAGAAAUUCUUGUACAUUAUUGAAAAGUCGUUUGACGAUAAGAUAUUAUUGCAAUCCGGUUCAACCUCUAACGCUACGGAUCUUCUAUUGGAAGCCACUGAUACUUUACUCAAACUGUUACUAUUCUUGAAGGAUCGAAAAGAAUUCAUAGAACAUAUUUCUAGGAGAUUUAGUUUCCUGUUGGAAGACAGAGGUCCAUUCCUAUUCGAUAUCAUGAUUGGAAAUUAUGAUGAAAUUGCAAGAGAACAAUUCUCCAAGUUUAUUGCAUUGCUGUUUAUUUUCGUUAGACAAGAUCCCAGCAAAGCUCAACAGUGUGAAAAAUUAACUGGCUUGUGGAGAGACUUUAUUCAACGUCAGCUUACUUCAUUUUCAUUGUCUGAUCACAGAGGAGAAGCCAAUGCAUUGGGAAGUAUUCUAACAGUUGCGAAUGUGAUCAGUCUGAAUUAUUGCAUGAGUCAUAACAUCGAUGAUCAAAACGAGAGAAGUCAUGUGGGGACAUAUCUAGUUGAUUCCUUCCAGCUCAUUCUUGAUAUUAUAACAACCGUUCCUCUUUCAAAUGUCAGAGAGCCGCUUCAUCAAGCCUGUUACUAUGCAUUGGGUGAAAUGGGAAAUAGCGGAGCGUUGCAACAUUAUUUACUGCAAUAUAUUAGUCAACAACAAGAGCAAACAGUUGUAAGUGAAACAACAUCUUCACCAAGCACUGCCUCUAGCGAGGAUCCAAAAAUCAAAUCCAUGAAUGAGUUAUCAUCAAUACUCGUUAAACGAAUUGAAAAGUAUGCAUCACUCGCCCGUCAAAAGAAUGCUUCCAUUACUAACGAGAAAAUUCUUGAAAAGUUGAUCACUGCAGUGGGCCGCUUAACCAUUGGAACCUUACCACAAAAAGAUCCAAAUGCAGCUCAGCACUUGGAAGCAUUCAUUUCAGCACUUUUCGAAUUGAACAAUGUGAAAUCUGCCUCAACAAAUACUGGCACUGGAGGUUCCUCGAGCAGUAGUAGCUCUAGCUCCUCUUCCUCAUCGACAACGCCACAGGUUUCUGUUGAUGAAAACAUUUCAUUCACUGUUGGAGAAGCACUUGCACUCAUGUCAGGAGGUCUAAAAUAUUGCACUCUUUCACAUUCUGAUAGUUAUUAUGAAAUUUACAAGAUGAAGCAAUCAUUCAAGUCAGAACAAGAAGAAAAUGAACACUAUGAUUCCAGAAUGAGAUAUGUUCUGACAAGAUUGGUCAGAGAAUGUGUAUUGAAUCCGAAAAAAAUUGUUCGCCAAGCAUCUAGCAUUUGGCUUCUUUCUGUGACCAAAUACAGUGGUGUAAAUAAUGAGUUCUUCAGAAAGUAUAUCAAAGAGGUUCAAAAAGCAUUCUCACUACUUGUGACAGAAAAUAAUGAAGUGACAUCUGAAGUUGCUGGAAGAGGUCUUGGUUACGUGUAUGAAAUGGCUGAACCUUCAGAUCGAAAGGCACUGGUCUCUUCUCUUAUGACCUAUCUCAUUGGAAACAAAAAGCCACAAAACACAAUUCAAGACACCGAAGAACUUGUUUUAUUCCCUGCAGGUGAAGAACAUCAAAAGGGAGGAAAGAAUGCUCCUACUCUUUCAACAUACAAGGAACUUGUGGAUGCUGCUACUGAUAUUGGAAGACCAGAAAUGAUUUAUCAAUUAUUAGCUGUCUCUAACCAUAAUGCCAUUUGGAACGCAAAGAAGGCAUAUGCAUUUUCAAUUUCAUCAAUUUUAAGCAGUGUGACAGGCGAUGGUGGAAUGAGCGAUGAAGAGUUUGAAAAAGCAAUGCCUCAAUUAGUGCCAAAAUUGUAUCGUUUCUUAUUCGAUCCAAAUCCAGCAAUUAGUAGCUCCAUGAAGGAAAUGUGGAAAUCUUUGUUUGGGCAAAACCAAACAGAAUAUCAUUACCUCUAA
Molecule: messenger RNA, 4098 nt
Organism: Naegleria fowleri
Lineage: Eukaryota; Heterolobosea; Eutetramitea; Acrasida; Naegleriidae
Exons: 1
Coding region: 1-4098 (1365 amino acids)
Biological process (GO): proteasome assembly
Cellular component (GO): cytoplasm; nucleus
Molecular function (GO): molecular adaptor activity
Source: RefSeq, a predicted model, not a curated record